GGAGUAGUGAUUCUGACACUAGUAGUGGAGUAGUGAUUUUGGUGAUAGGAUGGCUGAUCAGACGUCGGUGUUGGCGCUCGUGAUCCUGGCAGUCGGAGUCACUGUGCAUUUCUCGCUGCACAAGGUCGAAGAGGGCCACGUCGGAGUCUAUUACCGGGGGGGCGCUCUGUUGCCAGUGACGAGUCAGCCGGGGUUCCACAUGAUGAUCCCCCUACUCACAUCGUACAAAGCCAUACAGACUACUCUGCAGACUGAUGAGGUGAAAAAUGUCCCCUGUGGAACCAGUGGGGGUGUGAUGAUCUACUUCGAAAGGAUUGAGGUUGUCAAUAUGCUGGAACCAAAUACAGUUCUGGACGUAGUGCGCAACUUCACCGCCGACUACGACAAAACGCUCAUCUUCAACAAGGUGCACCACGAGCUGAACCAGUUCUGCAGCGCACACAGCCUGCAUGAGGUCUACAUCGACCUUUUUGACCAGAUUGACGAGAACCUCAGGACGGCUCUCCAAAAAGACCUGAACGAAAUGGCCCCAGGGCUGCGCGUGCAGGCAGUGCGCGUCACCAAACCAAAGAUCCCUGAGGCCAUCCGCAAGAACUACGAGCUCAUGGAGGCCGAGAAGUCGAAGCUCCUCAUUGCAGCCCAACAUCAGAAGGUUGUAGAAAAAGAAGCAGAGACGGCUCGGCGCAAGGCGGUCAUCGAGGCUGAGAAAGAGGCACAGGUAGCAAAGAUCCAAUAUGAACAGAAAAUCAUGGAAAAGGAAUCUCUACAGAAGAUAGAACUCAUUGAGGAUAGCAUCCACAAAGCCAAGCAGCAGACCAAAGCGGAGGCCGAAUUCUACAAUCUUAAGAAACAGGCGGAGGCCAAUAAACAACUACUGACCAAAGAGUACUUGGAGUUGAAGAGAUAUGAAGCACUUGCUAUUAACAACAAGAUAUACUUUGGCAAUGAUAUUCCAAGCAUGUUCUUACAGGCUAAUGUUGGUGACAAUGUUCCAAUUCCCACCCCAAAAAGUGUUCAAGUGCAAUGAGUAAUAGUCACUCUGUCAAAACAACUAGUCAGACAGUAAGUCAUACAGGGAGCAAAUGUUUUGACAAGGAAUUAAAGGCUCUAAAUAAUUUCGAGCACCACAUGUCUAAUUGGAGUGUUGGGCUAUUUUUGGAGAUCAUGUGAUAAUUUUGUAUCAUUAGGAAUAGUUUUACAUAGGCCCGUUUCUGUGUUUUAUAGAAAUAAGAUGUAGAUGUGUAACAGGCUUUUACAUAUUGUUUUUUGACUGAAUAAUUACAUGGUUCCAACUUAAGUACAUAGCUUUUGUAUGUAGUUACUUAACACCUGGUUAAAAUAAAACUAUGAAUGUUAGAAAAA
Molecule: messenger RNA, 1362 nt
Organism: Cydia splendana
Lineage: Eukaryota; Metazoa; Arthropoda; Insecta; Lepidoptera; Tortricidae
Product: erlin-2-like
Exons: 6
Coding region: 50-1027 (325 amino acids)
Biological process (GO): SREBP signaling pathway
Cellular component (GO): endoplasmic reticulum; endoplasmic reticulum membrane
Molecular function (GO): ubiquitin protein ligase binding; cholesterol binding
Source: RefSeq, a predicted model, not a curated record